Vicia faba (fava bean) is the source of this 1218-nucleotide messenger RNA. NCBI's taxonomy places the organism in Eukaryota, Viridiplantae, Streptophyta, Magnoliopsida, Fabales, Fabaceae. The record is from the annotation of a GenBank genome assembly.
AUGGAAAACUCAACACUUAAAGCAGAAAACAUAAAGCCUAUUAUCCUCAAAGCUGGUGUUCCUUUAGCUGUUUCUUUGGCUGGUUUGAUCUAUGCAUGGAUCAUAACAAAGAAAAAGUUAUCUAAAGUUUCUUCAUUUUCUGAAAAUAACUCAUAUACCCUUGAAAAUGAAAUCAAUUCUCAUGAUGAUGACAAUUUUUCUUCUAUAGAAGAUGAAGAUGAAGAAGAAAAUGAUAGCUCUAUAGAUAGUAAUGUUCUUUCUAGUAGCUUGGUGGUUCAUGAAAACCAUUCAUGUGUAGAACAAGAGGUUGCUUGCUUAAGAAGCAAGAUUGAAGGUAUGAAAAUAAGAGAAUUGGCUUUAACUUUGCAGUUUGAAAAAUAUUGUGAAAUGAAAGAGAAAGAAUCUAUGCUUAUGGAAAUCGAAAACAUGUUGUCAAUGGAGACGUCUCGUGUCGAGUUCUUCGAUAGAGAGAUUUCGUUCAUAGAGACGGAAACUAUUAAAUUGGAGAAUUUUGUAGUCCAAUACCUUGAGAUUAUUGAAAAGGUUGAGUAUUGGAAAUCAGAGAAUAGGGUGCUUCAUAAGAAGGUUGAGAAGCUACUUAAGAAAUCGAAGGCGCAAUCGGUUUUGAUAAAGGAGCAAACUUUGAUGAUCAAGGUGGGAGAAGAAGAAAUCAUGAGAAACUAUGAUGAAUUGGAUAAAAGGGCUAGUGUGAUUGAUAAGUUAGAAGAUGAAAUUAGAGAGAUGAAAAUGAUUUUGGAUAAAUUGGUAGAUGAGAGGAAUGAAGCAUUGAAGAAGCUUGAAAUGUUAGAAGGUAAACAAGAGUUACAUAAAAAGCCAUUGAAAUAUUAUUUGCAAGUUGAAUCAAGAGAUGUUAUGAAGGGAGAUUACAACAAGGUUGUUAAAGAAUUGGAACAUGCUAAGAAGGAACAUGAAAUUGAGGUUGAAGAGUUGAUUUACUUGAGGAACAUUAAUGUUUGUUUAAGGAAAGAGUUAAUGAAACAUGAAUUGCAUUGUUCCUUUUUGGAUCAUCAUCAUCAAAAUGUGUCAUGCAUUGGUUCUAGUUCUAGUUCUCAUGGUGAGGCUUCUUGUUCUAAAAAGGGGAAGUUGAUUAAAAGGUUGAAAAAAUGGGUGGAUGGUGGUGAAAAGGUUAAAGUGAAAGCAGAAGGUAAAAGCAGUAAUUCUGCUCCUGCUACUCCAAGGUUUUGCUCUAGUGCUUGA